Salvia hispanica is the source of this 1570-nucleotide messenger RNA. RefSeq names its product 7-deoxyloganetic acid glucosyltransferase-like. NCBI's taxonomy places the organism in Eukaryota, Viridiplantae, Streptophyta, Magnoliopsida, Lamiales, Lamiaceae. Gene Ontology annotation, molecular function: quercetin 3-O-glucosyltransferase activity; quercetin 7-O-glucosyltransferase activity. The record is from RefSeq and is a predicted model, not a curated record.
CUUGUUAGCUUUGAAUUCCAAAUCUGUUUGUUAGCCGUCACAUAUAAAACCAUACGUAGAAUUAAUGAAAGAAAAGCACAAUACCCAUCCAGUCAUGGAUGCCCAUGUCCUGAUCUUCCCUCUCCCUCUCCAAGGCCCCAUCAAUUCCAUGCUCAAACUCGCUGAGCUUUUAUGCCUCCGCCAAAUCAAUGUCACUGUCGUCAUCACUCAACACAUCCAACGCCGCCUCUUCGAUUCCUCCGCCAUCCAAACUUACAUGGAAACGAACUAUGGCGGCGCCUUUCGCUUCGAAUCCAUCCCCGACGGCCUGUCUGAAGAGCAUCCCCGAACAAUUCGCGAGUUCUCGGCAUUGUUGGCAUCAUUGUCUGCGGUGGCCCCGCCUAUCUUGCAACAGAUGGUGUCGGUGAGGGAGAUCAGUUGCAUUGUUGCUGAGGGGAUUUUUUCCUUUGCGAGUGAUAUAGCUGGUGAGAUUGGAGUGCCACUAUUCUAUUUUGAUACUUAUAGUGCUUGUGCGCUUUGGGCUAACAUGUGUCUCCCUCAACUCAUUCAGGCUGGGGAACUUCCCUUCAAAGAUGACAACUUGGACGAAACUAUCAGAAACGCCCCCGGCAUGGAAGGAAUCAUUCGCCGACGCGACCUUCCAAGCCUCUGCCGCGGCAUCGACUUGGAAGAUCCUGAGAUCAAGCUGCUUCUGAAGCAGGCACACUUGAUGCCCCUUUCUCAAGGGAUCAUCUUGAACACUUUUCAUCAACUUGAUUCUUCACUUUUAUCUCAUAUGUUCAAACUCUUCCCAAACAUCUACGCCAUCGGCCCCCUCCACACUCUCCUUCAAACACAAACAUCUCAGAACACCUCCUCCAGCAUCUUGCCAGAAGACAGGAGCUGCAUUUCUUGGCUCGACAAACAGCCCUCGAAAUCGGUUGUGUACGUCAGCAUUGGGAGCCUUGCUCUCAUGACAAAGGAUCAGUUUCUUGAGUUUUGGUAUGGUUUGGUGAAUAGUGGGUCGAGAUUUUUAUUGGUUCAGAGGCCAGGUUCGGUGGCUGGAUUGGAUGAUGGGAUUCCUGAGGAGUUGUUGGAGGGUGCGGGAGGGAGAGGGUGUGUUGUGAGUUGGGCGCCGCAGCAGGAGGUGUUGGAUCAUCGGGCUGUUGGGGGGUUUUUGACGCACUGUGGGUGGAACUCGAUUCUGGAGAGUGUGGUGGCAGGGAAGCCGAUGAUUUGUUGGCCGCAUCAUUUUGACCAACAAGUGAAUAGUAGGUAUGUGGGAGAGGUUUGGAAGGUGGGAUUGGACAUGAAGGAUAGUUGUGAUAGAGUUGUGGUGGAGAAGAUGGUGAGAGAGGUUAUGGAGUUGAGGAAGAAUGAGUUCUUGGAAAGGGCUCGACAACAGUCGGAGGCGGCUAGGUCAAGUGUUGGCGAAGGCGGGUCUUCGGCCAAAGAUUUGGAUCGCUUGAUUGAUGAUAUCAAGAAUAUGAAAUUGCUCCCCAAACACCACUAAUGGAGUACUCCCUCCAUCCGUGAAAUAAUGUCAUACUCCCUAUGUCCCAUUAGAAAUGAAACGUUUUCCUUUUUAGGU